Molecule: messenger RNA, 2393 nt
Organism: Macrosteles quadrilineatus (aster leafhopper)
Lineage: Eukaryota; Metazoa; Arthropoda; Insecta; Hemiptera; Cicadellidae
Gene: BNIP3
Product: BCL2/adenovirus E1B 19 kDa protein-interacting protein 3
Exons: 6
Coding region: 169-753 (194 amino acids)
Biological process (GO): positive regulation of apoptotic process; mitochondrial outer membrane permeabilization
Cellular component (GO): mitochondrial envelope; nucleus; mitochondrial outer membrane
Source: RefSeq, a predicted model, not a curated record
GACAGUUCAGUUCAGUAGUCGAGUAGUCAGUAGUUCAGAAGUUCAGGCAGACUGAUUCUACGCGCUAUGUGUUAAAGGGACAAAGGGUAUCGACAUUGUGUUGUUUGUGAUUUAAAGUCAGUUCUAGUUUCUAUUAUUUGUGAAAUACUUAAGAUUUUAUGAACUAUAAUGACGUCCAAACGGAAUGAAGAUGCCCUCGGUGAGUCGUGGGUGGAGUUCUCCGGACAGACCACACCAGUAGAAAGAGUGCUGAGUCCAAUCAACACAGGUCACUCCAGCCCUGAACGUAUGAUACCUCUGCCUUUCGCCUCAGGGGAAGAGUACCUUCGGUUGCUGCAUGAGGCUCAGAGAGAAAGCUACAGUGGUUCAUAUGUCAGCUCCAAAAAUGGAAGUCCAAAAUCACCACCAAACAGUCCAAACACUGAACUAGCGAAUGGAGAAGAAUUCAAAGGUGUUUACAUCAAUUACACAUACAAGGAUGGAGAUUUUGUGGCAGUUGAUCGCAACACAGACUGGAUUUGGGAUUGGAGCAGCCGACCUGACCAGACACCCCCCAAAGACUGGAAAUUCAAACAUCCCAAACGAAGAACAUACAGCAUUCGUACAGCCAAAGUUGGAAACAACAGCUUAUUUUCAAAAGAAGUUCUUUACACACUCUUCCUGACCAAUGUGUUGUCCCUGCUGCUUGGUACAGGUUUUGGAAUGUGGCUAAGUCGGCGAGGUCUCACUUUUUCACCCAUCAGCCUGGAUUGAUUUACGAAAUCAAUAUUUUACUUUGUAGAAGGAGCAGUUUUUUAGUUUCUGGUCGUGUUUGAGGCUAUUUAAUGCAUUUUAAUUUUAAUCAAGUUAACCUGGAGGUACGAAUAAUUUACACCAGUAAUAUUAUAUUGAUUAAUUAAGAUUAUUCUAUAACCUUUUUUUCUAUUUUCAAUUUCUGAUGUUUUUGUCAUAACAUUGAUUUAUGGUUUGUUUUUAAUUUACUUUUUAUAAAAGGACAAACACAUAAAAUUUAUUUCAUUAGUAGAAAUUGGUUUAUGAAGGUUAUAGAGUAAGUAACUUCUUUUGGCCUGUGUAGGUCUAAUGUAGUAUGCAGUAUACCUUGGUUUAUCUGGACCUGAGUGGCUGGGUCAUAUUUAUGUCACUGUUGUUGAUUGUAAUUGUGCACUUUCUGACUACUCAAGGGGGCUCUCUGGGGUAGAUCCAAUCCAAGUAGUACAGCAAUACAACAUGUUUUGUACGUACAUUACACCAACUGCUUUGUAGUUGUGUCUGUUGUCAUCCCACAAGGGAACCCACAUUCAUCUCAGAAAUCAUAGUUCUUUAUUUGUACAUUGAUUAGCAAUAUACAUUGAUUAACUCAUUGGUUGGACAAAUUAUUGAAAAUCUUGAUAAACCAAGGUUUACUGUAAAUAAAGAAAUUUAAGAUAUUUCUUUGAGAUUUUUUGUUUUGUUUUGAAUUAUUAUACCUAUUUAUAUACAUAAUAUGCAUGCUACUGAUAAGUUUUGUUUUUCUUAUUUGUUUUUCAUAAUUUUUACAUUUCAAUUUUUGAUUGUUCUUUCAUAAUAUUAUAUACUUAUUUAAACUGUUCAAAUAUUAAUACUUAUAGUUUUUAUAAGCAUAAUAAUAGUAGUAAUUAUCAUUCAAUGUUCUAACCAAGAUGCAUUUUAACUUUGUAAAUAUCAUUAUCUUCUUCCUUGCUGUAUUUUAAAUAUGAUUCAAUCAUAAUGUGUAUGGAAUUGUGAAAUGAAAUGUCAGUUUCAGAUAAAUCUUUUUUUAGAAAUAAAUUUUGCAUUUUUCUUGAUUUCGUGUCUUUGUCUCUUGGUUUUAAGAAUUAAGCUCAGCACAUUAAACUCUAGCAUGAAAAAUUAAUUGAAUCUGCUAAAUUAUCUUUUUAAUAUAAUGUUGGUGUUAAAAUUUACACACUAGUGAUUUAAGGGAAGAAUUUAAUACCUUUACAUUUGUUCAAAGUAUUAUUAUGAUAUCAAGGUCUGAAAGUUAUAAAUGGAAAUAAGCAAACUAUCUUUAUUACAAUACAUUUGUAACGGGAUUGUCAUUGCUGUUAUGUUAGAAUGCUAUAGGGAAUCAAUCAUUUAGAUGGGAUCGCCACCUAAGGUGUGAAUUUUAACCCAAAUAAGAUUGAAGGAUGAGUGUAGAAUGGAGUGUGAUGACCUGUGUAGCUUUGUUACUGACUAAUACCAGCUGUUUCAUUAGUCAGGAUCAUUUAUUUAAAGCCCAAUCCAUGAUCAGGAACAGCUGGUUCCAGUUUUGAACCAUCUGACAAUUGACUUUUCUCAGAAUUGUUAGGCGAGCACUAUAACCAAUCAGCUACCUAACCAGUCAAUCCAUCUACAAAAAUACAGUAUCCUUGUAUCUAAAGUAUGCCCUCAUAAGU